This is a messenger RNA of Triticum urartu, 954 nucleotides long. RefSeq names its product transmembrane protein, putative (DUF679 domain membrane protein 2) (gene DMP2). NCBI's taxonomy places the organism in Eukaryota, Viridiplantae, Streptophyta, Magnoliopsida, Poales, Poaceae. The record is from RefSeq and is a predicted model, not a curated record. Gene Ontology annotation, biological process: endomembrane system organization.
UCGCGUCUCAUUCCACCCACACCAAGAUCGAGCAGCAGUGCAGUCUAGAGCGCAGGAGCCAAUAGUGCCAUCGAAUCCAAGAUAGGGAGCCAGGACGCGACGACGCGGCGGCCACUGAUGGCGGCACCGGCGGCGAGGAGCGUGGGCGUGGCGGAGCGGGCGCUGCGCGGGGUGGCGGACCUCAUCAAGCUGCUGCCGAGCGGCACGGUGUUCAUGUUCCAGUUCCUCAGCCCGCUGGUCACCAACAACGGCCACUGCGCCGCCUACAACAAGGUGCUCUCCGGCGCGCUCCUCGCUCUCUGCGGCGCCUUCUGCGCCUUCUCCUCCUUCACCGACAGCUACGUCGGCUCCGACGGCAGGGUCUACUACGGCGUCGUCACGCGCCGCGGCAUGCGCACCUUCUCCGCCGACCCGGACGCCGGCGCCGCCAGGGACCUCUCCGGGUACCGCCUCCGCGCCGGCGACUUCGUGCACGCGGCGCUCUCGCUCAUCGUGUUCGCGACGCUGGCGCUGCUGGACAGGGACACCGUGUCCUGCCUCUACCCGGCGUUGGAGGCCGGCGAGAGGACCAUGAUGGCCGUGCUGCCGCCGGUCGUCGGCGGCGUCGCCAGCUACGCCUUCAUGAUGUUCCCCAACAACCGCCACGGCAUCGGCUACCAGCCCACGCGCGCCACCGAGGACUUCGAGCACAAGCACUAGCUUUGCUUGCCAGUCCUUCCGAGCUAAUCCAUGGCGUGGCCGGAACUGAAUUGAUUCACUCUUGUCAAUUUCUUCGCAGUGUUUGCAUGAUCAACUUGGUCGUGUGGGUGCAAAGACUAAAUUCAAAGUGUGGUGGUGUGAUUGAUGUUUGAGUGACGUGUCGUCGCCUUGUAGUUCUUGAUUUCUCAAAGCUUGUACUGAUAUACUGUGAUGCACUGGAGGUUAACACGCAUUUCGCCGCCACGUCGAUCUUUA